CUUUAUCUCUUUAAAGCUGAAGAGUUCCACUUUAAGUACACGACAACUUCCCUCUCCAUAAUCAACUUCUCGGCUGGCAUUUUCAGUCUCUGCAUUAUCAUAAAAUGGACCUUACACAAUUCCUCCCCGAGAAAUUUAAGAAGAUUCCCUGUCAUAUGGACUAUGAAGGACAGAAACGCGCAGAACAGUUAUUUCAAGUCAUCAUUGUCUUGUUUGGGGUUGUAGGAUUUAUAUGGGGAUACAUCUGCCAGCAGUUUUCUCAAACAAUGUACAUCUUAUUGGCUGGAUUUGCUCUAUCAUGCAUUUUGACUUUACCUCCUUGGCCAAUGUUUAGAAGAAAACCACUACAAUGGCAGAAAGCACGACCCGAACCUGCAGAGGAUUCUGGGAAGGAUUCUACUUCAUCGUCCUCACAGAGUUCACAAAAAUCAAAGAAAAAGAAGUAGAGAUCUGCAGAGUCUAUUUCAGUGGGUGUUGUGGUGCUAAAUGUUUCUGAUGUGACUGACUGAUGACUUUAAGAUUCAGAUUAAUUUUGCUUCAUAUGUCAUUUCCAUGACUUUUUAUCAUGAUAAUUAUGGGGGGGGGGGGGGUCUUGCAUUUUUUUAAUUCAAGCUCUACUCUGCACUCUGCAGCAACUCUCAUUCAUAAAGACAAAGUUCAACUUGGUUCAAUAGAGAACUCAACAAGGGUCUGGAUGUUUGCAAGGAAAAAUAGGUGCAAUAUCAUUAUAUGUUUCAUUUUUUGUGUUGAUCUGAGAAAGUACUGUAAAUAAAAAAGAAUGUGUC
Molecule: messenger RNA, 785 nt
Organism: Saccostrea cuccullata (small rock oyster)
Lineage: Eukaryota; Metazoa; Mollusca; Bivalvia; Ostreida; Ostreidae
Product: signal peptidase complex subunit 1-like
Exons: 4
Coding region: 105-446 (113 amino acids)
Biological process (GO): protein targeting to ER
Cellular component (GO): signal peptidase complex; endoplasmic reticulum membrane
Source: RefSeq, a predicted model, not a curated record